Cercocebus atys (sooty mangabey) is the source of this 2200-nucleotide messenger RNA. RefSeq names its product proline rich 15-like (gene PRR15L). The transcript has 2 exons. Bases 934 to 1245 code for a protein of 103 amino acids. NCBI's taxonomy places the organism in Eukaryota, Metazoa, Chordata, Mammalia, Primates, Cercopithecidae. The record is from RefSeq and is a predicted model, not a curated record.
AGAUCUCAAGGGCCUUGAAGCCCACCUCCAAGCAAAGUGGGAGAGGAAUGACGGUGUUUGAGGUUGUGGUGGGUCUGGAGAGCCUGGCCCGAGGAGAGGCUGGUGCCCGUUUUUUUCUCCCUAGGAAGAUUCUGAGGAGGGGCUCUUCAGGUCAGGAGGAAGCCACAGCCCCUAACCCAGUCCCCACUUUGUGGCUUCAGGCAGGGGAGGGACAGCCUGGGAACCGGUCUGCCAACCAGUUUAACCAGGGACUGGUUUCGACUCAGGGAGUUCAAAGGAAGCUGGGGUGCACCCCGUCCUACCCAGCCUGCCAAUGGAAGCAGCAGCCCUUAACUCUUUCCUGGUUGUGCCCUGGGCAACAUCCAGGUGGUGGUCCAUACUGCAGAGGGGUCUGAGCCUCCUCAGAAGAUGAAAUGGGUGGGGUGACCUUGGCUAUAGCUGGGGAGUGCAACCAGACACCCAAGAGUGGGGAAACGGAGAGACAGCCUCCUGUGCUCCUUGACCCCAGAUCUCCCUUGGGAUUCCCUCCUCCUGCAUGGCGGUCCCUGGAGGACCCUGGCUUCUGGGUGGAUGCAGGGGCGCUGGGAUUGGAUUUCUGGCAUAAUGAAUAUUCAUCAGCCUGAGCCAGCCUCUGCUUCUGUUUACUUAGCCGGGAGGGGCUGGGUUUCAGGUUCACCUUGACUCCAGGAGCUGCAGCAGAGCAGGUACCAGCUCCUGCACCUGUUUCUCUUGCACCUGACGUGCAGCUGCUCCUACCCACCUCUCCUGGCUGAGCCUUGCCUGAUACAGCACCCCGGAGGCAACCCUUCCUCCCCGAGUCUCACCCUCUCAGGCAGCUCCUACACUCAACUGCUUCUCUAGGAAAGGUCUCACCUCCAGCCUGGAGCAGUCAGGAUUACAGCAGAAAGCCCCACCCUCGGCUUAGGGAGCGCCAUGACGACUGAAAUUGGUUGGUGGAAGCUGACUUUCCUCCGGAAAAAGAAAUCCACUCCCAAGGUGCUGUAUGAGAUCCCUGACACCUAUGCCCAAACAGAGGGAGGCGCAGAACCCCCAAGGCCUGAUGCUGGAGGCCCCAACAGCGACUUUAACACCCGCCUGGAGAAGAUCGUGGACAAGAGUACAAAGGGCAAGCACGUCAAGGUCUCCAACUCGGGACGCUUCAAGGAGAAGAAGAAAGUGAGAGCCACGCUGGCAGAGAACCCUAACCUUUUUGAUGAUCACGAGGAAGGACGGUCAUCAAAGUGAAGGGCUGAGGAGGGUGCUAACACCUCCUGGCUCCCUGCCAUCAGCCAGAUCUGAGACAGGACUUUGCCACGCUGGCCUCUUUGGCCAUAGCUGAAGCCGUGGGGGUAGUUGAUACCUGCUGGCAGGAAAUGGCUGGUUUUUAGGUUUGUAUUUAUGUGCCUCCACUUUUGUAAGGCCUGGGAGAUCCCAGGGUCCUCCCACCCUCCCCCCGACCACAUAUAAAGGCACUCUAGUUCAAGGGUGAAAACUCUCACCCAAGAGGAACAGCCCUCCUUGAAGCAAUGGCAGGGCCAGCAGAGAGGUGGGCAUGGCAGAGAAUGGAGUGAGCCAGACAGACUUCACCUCAUCACUGGACACAGGGUCAAGGUCAAGUUUGAACUGCUCCUCCCUUUACGUUCUCUACCCGUGACUACUCCCUGGACCAAUCCUGAGGAGGGCACAUUUUCCAGAAGCCACGUGAUAGGGGCUGGUUUCUGUGGAGCCAGAGGCAGAGACACUGAACUUGAGCUCACCUCCUAACACCGGCAGUAAACUUCCUGGAACUUUGCCCUCAAGUGUGGAGGGGGCAGAGGACACUGGCACUCUGUUAGGGUGCUGUAGAAGACUAGAUUGAUGGUAGUUUGACCUUUUGGCUCCUGUUUUGGCCAUGACUUGUGCAGGUGGCAAGUCACACACCCUCGAAGGGAAGCUACACGGGCCAAAUUGGGGGAGUGGAUGGGGAAUUGUCUCCUCUCCCUCCCCUACUGUAAUAGUAUUUAAGACGUAUCAGCUCCAGAGAUGAGUCCUGGAGCCUUGAAUUUUGUUCAACAAACUAAUUGUAGGUUUCUCUCUUUGUAAUAACAAUGCUGGAAAAGCAGAGAACCUCUUUUAUGCUCAUGUCUUGCAUUUAUUGAGAUGACUGUUUCUCAUGCCUUUAUCUUCCUUCAUGUAAGUAAAGUGGACCUUUGUGCUCAAA